Molecule: messenger RNA, 319 nt
Organism: Cetraspora pellucida
Lineage: Eukaryota; Fungi; Glomeromycota; Glomeromycetes; Diversisporales; Gigasporaceae
Source: the annotation of a GenBank genome assembly
AUGCAAAACAAUGAAGAAUUAUCUGCAGAUUUGUUAGAUCUUUAUGAAGUUUUAUUCUUUUUACAAACACCAAAUGAGUUUUUUAAAGAUGAUGAUUUUGAUAGUAAUGCUAAUAUUGUAGAAUUAACUAAUAAAAUCGAUGCAAUUACUCUAGACAAUGAAAACCAAAUUAAUAAAGAAAAGGCUAGAAAAAGAAGAAAAGAACAUGGAAAUAAAGAAGGAAAAAAUAUAGCUUCAGAAAAAAAAGCUAAAAUAUUUUCACAGUUAUCUCUAUCACCUGAUUUUAGUUACUUAAAGCAUAAUGUACCAUUUUAUCAAG